Parasteatoda tepidariorum (common house spider) is the source of this 6334-nucleotide messenger RNA. Its product is annotated as metabotropic glutamate receptor 1-like. Lineage: Eukaryota; Metazoa; Arthropoda; Arachnida; Araneae; Theridiidae. Gene Ontology annotation, cellular component: membrane. Gene Ontology annotation, molecular function: G protein-coupled receptor activity. The record is from RefSeq and is a predicted model, not a curated record. Gene Ontology annotation, biological process: G protein-coupled receptor signaling pathway.
UUUUUACAGAUAAAGAGAAAUGGUCUGUUAUUGACUGAUUGAAAUAUUUGGGCUGCAAAUUCAUUAUCUUACCUGGCAGUUCAAUAUCAACAAAAAUGUCUGCACCUGCUGAAGACAAAAUAAUGGAUGGAUAUGUUCCAUCAAAAAUAAGUUUAUUUUUAAUAGUACUUGUGAAACUUUGUACAUUCACUUUAAUUGCUCUCCAAUACUUCUUCUCAGAGCCAAUGGUUGUCGAAAAAUGUGAUGACGACCAACACUUGGAAAAAAUCUCCAGUACCGUGAACUAUAAAUUAAAAUAUCAUUCUGAAAUCUCAUAACUUGUUGUGCGCAAUGAUGGCUCUACAAGUUGAUAGAAAGUCUUGGCGUAUUCGUUUGGUGCUGGUUUCUAUGGUAACUAUUGCUUUCAUGCAAAUGAUAGUAGCUCAGAGAAGGACUAAGAGGACAGCUAUAAUUCCCGGUGAUAUAAUGAUAGGUGCUUUAUUCUCUGUGCAUCACGCACCCGGUCAGAAACAAGCCCAGACAAGAACUUGCGGCGAAAUUCGAGAACAGUAUGGUCUACAAAGGGUCGAAGCAUCAUUUCAGACCAUUGACGAAAUCAAUCGAAACCAGACCUUGUUACCAAACAUCACGCUGGGCAUUGAAAUCCGUGAUUCAUGCUGGUACUCUCCUAUAGCUCUUGACCAAAGCAUUGAAUUCAUUAGAGAUGCAAUUAAGCUCAAUGAUGAUGCCAUUUCUGAUAAUGCCACUGCAGCCCCAGCUGAGAAUACGCCAGAAUGUCCUACGAAGCCAGCCAAGUCCCUCAAGAAUCUUGUCGGCGUCAUUGGUCCUGGAUCCAGUACCGUUACCAUCCAAGUUCAGAAUCUAUUACAGCUUUUUAGUAUUCCUCAGAUUGGAUAUUCUGCCACAAGUCGCGAUCUCAGUGAUAAGAGCUUUUAUAAAUAUUUUCUGCGGGUCGUUCCAUCGGACUUUUAUCAAGCUCAGGUUAUGGUUGAUUUGGUUCGUGCAUACAACUGGACAUAUGUAUCAACUGUUCAUACAGAUGGGAAUUAUGGGAACAGUGGGAUGGAUGCAUUCGUGAAGCUAGCUCACGAGGCAGGCAUCUGCAUUGCCGCCAGUGAUUCAGUCUUAAGCCAUGCCGAAGACUUUAUCUACGACCAGAUCAUCCGUAACCUCCAGAAGUAUCCGGGUGCAAAGGUGGUUGUCUGUUUCUGCGAGGGUAUGACCGUUCGAGGAAUCCUCAAAGCUACCAGAAGGCUCAAUGCAACAGGAGAGUUUCUGUUGAUUGGAAGUGAUGGUUGGUCCGACCGGAACGAUGUUACGGAACAAUAUGAACAAGAGGCUGCGGGCGGAAUAUCCAUCCGUAUUCAUUCCACGUACGAUCACAGCUUUGAUCCCUACUAUUUUUCCCUCAAACCUCACAACAAUCAGAGGAAUCCCUGGUUUCGGGAGUUUUGGGAAUACAGAUUCAACUGCUCUUUGGAAAAAGGAUCUGGAAAAUACAAUAAAACUUGCAAUACUGGAAAUGAAAAUCUUUCGGAACGCUACAAGCAAGAUACUAAGAUGUCCUUUGUUAAAAAAGCUAUCUACACAAUGGCUUAUGGACUGCACGAUAUGCAAAAAGCAAAAUGCAAUACUUCAGGACUGUGUGCUAGCAUGCUUCCAUUGAAUGGAUCUCUUUAUCUUCAGUACUUGAUGAACGUAAGCUUUGUAUGGGGAAAUGAAACAGUUAAAUUUGAUGAAAAUGGAGAUCCGCCUGGAAGGUAUGAUAUUAUGAACUUCCAAUUCAUACCAGAAAACAAUUCUUACGACUAUAGACACGUUGGAUCUUGGGAUAGUGGUAAACUGGAUAUCUUCAAGCCUUUUCGUUGGAAUCCUAAACACACAACUAUAACCAAUGGUUUGCCAGAGUCUGUUUGUAGUAAACCUUGUGAAAGGGGAAAAGUUAAGAGUAUUCAAUCUGAGAGUGUGAAAUGCUGUUGGGUCUGCGUAGCUUGCAAGGAAAAUCAGUUCCUAUUAGAUGAAUUCACUUGCAAAGACUGCGGAUUGGGAUGGUGGCCGAAUGAUAACUUGACUGAUUGCAAUAGAAUACCAGUUGAUUAUAUCCAAUGGAGUGACACCACCGCAAUUGUUGCCGUAACGAUUGCAGUUUUGGGAACUAUAGCAACAUUCUUCACUAUGGUCGUUUUUAUUCUCCACAACAACACUCCAGUGGUGAAAUCUUCCACCCGGGAACUUUCUUACGUGAUCCUUGUGGGAAUGUAUCUUUGUCACGGCUGUACUUUUCCACUCCUGGCUAAGCCAACACACACUUCAUGUCUUAUAACCAGAAUUCUUCCCGGUCUGAGUUUUGCCAUGAUGUAUGCAUCACUUGUCACCAAGACUAACCGCAUAGCUAGGAUUCUUGCUGGUAGCAAGAAAAAAAUCAUUACCAAAAAGCCAAGAUUUAUGAGUGCCACUGCUCAAGUCGUUAUGUCAUGGCUACUUAUAUCCAUUGAAGCAUCCAUAAUAGUUGCCAUGCUCGUUCUGGAACCUGCUGACUCAAUGUUCGAAUACCCGGCUUUGGACAAAGUGAAUCUCAUUUGCAAUACCACUCCUCUGGGUAUCAUAGCACCUUUAGGAUUUGACUUUUUUUUAAUUGCUAUGUGUACUGUAUACGCUGUGAAAACGAGAAACCUCCCAGAGAAUUUUAAUGAGGCAAAGUUCAUAGGUUUUACUAUGUACACGACUCUGGUCAUAUGGGUGGCUUUUGUACCUAUUUACUUUGGGAGCAGCUCCAAAGUCAUCACAAUGUGUUUAUGUAUAAGUUUUAGUGCAAUCGUAGCUCUGCUGUUGCUGUUUUUUCCUAAGCUGUAUAUAAUGCUCUUUCGUCCUGAAAAGAAUAAUCGGAGUGCUUUCACGACUACCAAAGAUGUUCGGUGCCAUAUAGGUCGAGGUUAUCCCAUCACAGCUGCUACAGUAUCAAGAAAUUCAUCUCAUUCAACAUCAGAAUUCAGUCUUGAAUCACCUCGAAACCUUUCUCUGGAUCUAGUGCAAAGAAAUCAACAGAAGGUAGAACAAAACCCCAACCGCAGGCCGAGCAUGAAUUUUUUCUUACGAUUGCGUAUCAGUAAACAAGAUAAAAUUGCUGCCAACGUUGCCCAACACAUACGAGCAGUACGAGCGGCCGAAGCUCUAGACAGACGGACUCGUCUACGAAGAACAGAUUCUUUCAAUUUUCCAGGCUUAGGAUCUGCUAUUUUGCCAGUUCAGCGAAGUACUUCCAAUGGAGAAGAUUCACCUGGUGUAUCACACGACAAGAAAAGACUUGUCGGCAUGAUAAAGCAGGCAUAUGCUGAGGAAGUUCCAGAGGAAGCUGAUUCCCAUGUGGAGGACGUUGCCUGUCAAACUUCGUAUGAUUUGCUUGAAGCUUUGCUACCAUCUUUAAGAAAAAGAAUGUCACGUUCUGAGAUGGCUGACGAUGAGGAUGUGAAAUACGGAAACUCUCACAUAACAACUCCAUCAAAAUCAGGUAUUUGCCAGCACAAACACCCACUGUUUGGCGACAGUUGUAGGCAUUACUCCUCCUGCGAUGCUUCUCAUUUGACAAUGGGCUAUGACAAUGUCAAUUUCAUAUCGAAGGCUAAUGGGAGGUCCAGAUCCAGGAGUCGUCACGUGGAUGAUCGUGUUGAAGUUGAGUACAAAAUGCAAGAGGAGGCUGAUUUAAUGGAUUACGAUGUCGAGGAAGUGAUAUCUCUGAAAGAAAUGAAACGGGCAAAAGCAUUGCAGCUGUUAGGAAAGAAAUCUCAAUACAACAAGCUCCAAGCUGUAUCUGGUGAGGGUUCUUCAUUGGGUUUACCACAGGAAGCUGUUUCUGAAGCAAGUUUUUCUCCAACAGUGAGUCAAGACAGUUUAAUAGAUGCCACGUCUUCCAUAGUUGAAGAAAGUGCAAGCACCGGAAGUGAUGAUACGCCUGGUAGUGCGGUAUAUAAAAACAUAAUUAUUAAUUUAGGAGGCAAUCAAGAUAGAAGUGGUCGCGGUUUUCUAAGUGCACCCCAUAGCUCAACAACUUCAGCAGCUAAUCUAAAUUUUCUUCCCAUUAUUAGUGAUAGAACUUCCCAGUCUCAAGAAGAUAUAAAUGAUAAGGAAAGACGUCAUUCACCAGAUGUUACUAAAUGGCAUUCCCCAAAUGGGAAUGCAAGGGGAAUGUCCAUCAAAAGCUCUGAUUUACGUGAAGGCAGAUGAAAGUAACCUUUUUUUUGUUGGGUUUACAAAUUUACAAAAUUCUUGCUGUUUUUAAACAAAACACAAAAUCUCAUACAUACCAAUACGUCUUUCCUAAUGCUCAUAAUUCCAUACAUUAAGUCUUAACUUAGUAAGUUUGUUUAUUCUUUCUCUUUAUUUGCUUCAUUUUUUAUCAAAGGAAAAUGUUUUCUAUCGUUUAUUUAUCUCAGAUUACUUUUUUAAUAUUUAGGUUUUCAAUAUUUGAGACUGCAAUAAAGAGUUUUUUACAAUAUACUCCUCUCAAGUGCUAAUUGAAUUAAUAUAUGGGACUCAAAACUGAAAAAAAAUAUUACAGAAUUAUACUAUCUGUGAUUCUAUGGCUGCCAAAAGUUAUGAGAAGAAGCCAAUUUUUUGAAGGAGAACUAUUCUUAGAUUUCUGAACUAUUUAUUUCUGUUAUUUUUAAUUCUUUUCUAAUUCAGUAAAAAAAAAAGACUCAUUUUUAUUGAGCUAGAAUAUAAGCAUGCUUCUUUUAUUACAUUAAUUUUUUAGUUUUUAAAGGUAAAAAAAAAUACACAAUGACUGAUGUUGCAAUUUUAAAUAAUUUCAUUAACAUAUUCUUAUAUAGCAAUGCUUGAUUGUCCAUCAAGUAGAUUUUUUUUGUUGAGAAAACUAAUAAGUUUAUGAGAAUAUUUUAAGUUUAAGAUAUUAGUAUCAUGAGAAAACUCAUAAGCUUAUUUUAAGAUUUAUUUUCAGAUUCAAUUGAAUAAAUGCGUUUAUGCUUCAAGAUUUAAAUUAGUGUCGUAGUAUAGAUCCGAAUCUCACUUCUAACAAAUUUUUUUUUGGUCAUGGUUAAAGUUUCCUUUCAGUAUUCAAAGAUUUAUCGUUUUAUAAAUGUAAAUUUUGCAAAUUUAUCAUUGAACAAUAAUUAUUCAUUUUACCAAGGAAUUAUGAAAUAUUUUUAAAUUAUUAUAUCAGUUUAUCAUGCUUUGCAGUCAUUCAUAUACGAGCAUAGUGAAAGCUAUUAUUGAUUUUAUUUGGAGCGAAUUCUCAUACUUAACGCUUAUUCUUCUCCUUCAACUUUUGAAGUUGUAAGUUUUUUAUUCAUUUGUUUUUUUUUCAUUACGAAUUUAAGAUCACUGCCACCUGCCAAAGAAACAGAUCAAGCAGCAUUUUAUUUUGUUUUCCUACCUUUUUUAGCACUAGUCUAAAAGGGCUAAAAAGAAAUAGCAAUAUAAAUUUUCUACAUCAUCAUUUUAAAUUGAAAAGUAAUUAUUAUACUAAUUUUGUACUUUUUUUAUUCCUUGAAAAUCGUUAUUUUGGUCUUAUGAGAUUAAAAAAGGAGCACUGAUCCAGUAUUUCAAUUCCCCCCCCCCAUUUGUUACAGUGAUAUAUUUGGCCAGUUAGGAAAUUGUUUUAGAAUUCAUAUUUUAAAACUGAUAUUUCGGAUUAAGGAGCAUAAAAUGCUGUUCGACUUCUCUGUUUUCUUUGAUAUGAAUUAGAAUUAUUAAUUUAAAUUGAUAUUUUGCUCUUUUGGAGCAAUAAGAAUUGUCGAGCAGCAUUUCAGUUUCAUUUUUUUAAGUAAUGAAAAGUAAAAAUAUUAAUAAAUUUAAUUUUCCUUUUUUACACUAAUAUUUUGGAUUAAAAAGUAACAAUACUAACUAUUUUGAACUUUUCGAACACAAUUGUUUUGAGUAAUGAUUUAGAUUAGAAAAACAGCAUUUCAUUUUGUUUUCCUCAUUUUUUAACACUAACAUUCGAUGGCAUUGCUUUUAUGUAAUUUUUCACUAUAAAGGUCUUAUUGUUCAUUAUUUAUGUGCCAUAAAUAAAGCAUAUUUUGGAAAAUAUGGAUUUUUAAUAAGCUUUUGAUGGAAAUUGAUAUUUGGCGUGAAAUGUUUUUUGUCGAAAUGUUACUUUGUAGAAAACAAUGUGCAUUAAUGGGGCCAGUAAACAAUAGCUGAUUUUUGCUUGAAUGUGUAAGUGUUAAUCAGUCAAUGUUGUAAAACUGAAUGUUUUCCUUGCAUUUUAUGUCAUGUCGAAUCUACAUAUCAUGUGACUAUUUGUUUUUAUUUGGUGUACAUAAUACAUAUUUUGUACUGGGAGAUUUGAAAACAUUAAACAAAUGCUAGUCUUUGU